AGGCCUGCCUGGCCCCCGCCCAGGUCAGCCGGCCAGCGUGUCAGCAGUGCCCAGGGCGCGCAGCCGGCCCCCUGCGGCUGUCUGCCUGCACGAGGGGACCCGCCCUUGCACGGGAGGUGCGUUUUGUCUUCCAGAAGGCCGGGCUGGCCCCGCCGGCCUAGCAGGUGCACAGGCCCCUCCCGGCACAAGGCGGCCCCUCCCUCCGCGGGGAAGCUGACCGUCAGGCCUGGAGGAGCCCGCACCUCCCCGGGCCUCCUCCCGGGAACCGCCCCGGUUUUGUUUGCCUGUCCCCGCACAGGCGGCCGCGCCGGCCCGGGAAUUCACUUCUGGGGACCCGAGCUGCUGCACUGCCUCCUACAUCGGGGCUCCUCCAGGGCCCCCCAACCCCCCCCCCCCAGGCUGAGCAUCUCGGCGACCGGCCCCCCCAAGCAGCCCUGCGCCGCGCGGGGACCUGUAGGGUUUAGCGCAGCUGACGCCCAGGGGCCGCCGGGUCCGCAGGGAACCACUCGGCCCACUGGGCCCACCCGGAACCACCUGGCCCACUGGGACCCACCGGGACACCGGGACCCACUGGACAUGGACGCGCGGGGACCCAAAACCCCGGGCGGGGACGCGCUGGGCGACGCGGCAGAAAAUCUAUUUGAGGAACUUCAAGAACAUUUUCAAGCUCUGACUGCAACAUUAAACCUCAGAGUGGAAGAAAUGGGAAGUCGCAUUGAGGAUCUCCAGAAGAAUGUCAGUGACCUAAUGGUGCGAGCUGGGAUCGAAAAUUCCAUUAAAGAACAAGUGGUCAUCAGUAGGGAGGAAUGAAGAGCAGCACCUCAAGUCUCCGUCUGUCCAACCACAGGGAGCAUCCAAAAGGCAGAUGCAACGUUUCUCCUUUGCUGCAAACAUCUACUUCCAGGGUACCUCUCCACAUCCGCACUCAGGCCCAGGAAUCCGGGGGUCUGGACCCCGUCCCUCCCUGUCAGCCUCUUACAGUCUCCCCACCACGGCCUGACCAUCUGCGCCCGCAUGCCCGCCCCCGUGAAGGCACGAGCUCAGUCCAAAUGUCCUCCGGCUGUCCUUCGGCUGCCCGCCAGCCCGACCCGGCACUCGUGUCUCCACAAACACCUGCUUGCCUUGGCUCAUCUCCUCCGCUGCUGCCAACCCGCGAAGUCCGGGGACGGCAGGAACCCUGUCUUGUCUGACCUAACGUCCGGGCACUAGACCAUGAAACCUGGCGGGACUCAGUACACGCACUUGGUGAAAACAUGAACUCAAGCAGAGGCGCCCGUCUUGGAUUCCGGCGUCGCAGAAAGAGCGGAAGGCACUUGGUCUUCUCUUCAGCCUAGCGCCCCGCAUCCGCCCCACCAUCCUCCUCUCUGCGGCCCCCUGUCCGCCACAGCGUCCUCCGUGCCUUGGUCGGGCCGGCCACCGGCGGCGGGAGGCUGGCCUGAAGACGGCCCUCACGAGUCGCACCCUGAGGGUGUGGGGGACACUGCGAGCAGCAUGACAGGAAAGGCGCGGACCGCCUUGAAGAGCCUGUUCGUGGACGCGCGGACUGGAGGAGCACGGCCGGUGCAGGUGCCGAGGAAGGAGCACACCGCUGGGAGGGAGGGGCCCCUGUUCCUCGGGGACACGGUCCUGCAGAAGUCAUCAGGGUGCGCCUGGACGUGCACCUAAGGAGCUGCUGAGCCCUGGAGCAGCCGCCUGCUUUCUCCCUGCUGUGGACGGUGACGACCGGCCACGCGGGGUUAGAGCUGCUGAAAGAGAAGAAAUUCUUGGCCCCUCCAGACGGCAGAAGACGCUGCAACGCAGAAGGGCACGGGGACACGGAAGAGGCCCCACAACCUGGUGCUGCAGCCCAGGCGGAACGUUCAGUCGCCAGUGAGGAGCAGCGCGCCUCCUGGGUCUUCGUGGGCGCCAGGACGGGCACUCGGCCUGCAGAGGAUGACGGUGCAGAGAAAGGAGGCGGGAGAACCCCAAAAUGCUACUGCUGCCGUCGGCUGGGAACGGCCUGGCUGCACAUGCCUUUCCCGAAAAGACCUUCCCAGGGCUGGGGAGUCAGCCCCUUCCUCCUCACGUCCCCCUGAGAAGCCCGGCCUGUGUGCUGUGCUGUCCCACGAUGUGCUGGCCGAGCUGGGGCCACAGGUAAGCCAUGCUCACCGGCCUACGCAGCCUCACGCACACCUGCUUUUGUACACCCGAAGGAUGUGAGUCUUUAGAGCCAGAGGGCAGACGGUGGGAAACCCUACACUCAAGCCUGCGAAGUUCCUGCCCUCAUCCCCGGGCCUGUCCGCGAUGAGACACCAGCCCCCAGUGACGGUGCAGAUGCCGGAGACUGGCAGAUGCCCCAACGGUUACUCAUCAACUGACUUUAAAAUAAGGAGAUAAUCCUGGAUUAUUUGGUGGGUCUAUUCCGUUCACAGCCUCGGGGAAGCAGAACAGGAAACUGCAGAGAUGGUGCAGGCUGUGCUGACUGAAGGGCCUCAGGCAGCGGGGACGGCCCAGCACACAGGGCCCGGCACACAGCCGGCCAGGAGUCCACGGCCCCAGCCCGUGACCAGGGACCUGGAUUCGGCCAACGACCCAAUGAGCCAGUGGCUUCUUCCCCGACGGACGGGCCCGAAAAGGUCCAGCCCGUGACUGCGGCCUCGUGAGGCCCCGAGAGGAAACCCACUGAGCCGGCCCAAACUCGGAGCAACAGAACACUGAGCUCAUCCAUGAGGCUUUUAGCUACUCACACGGCGCUACCUGUCGCACGGGAUACGAAGCCAAUACCCGCCCAUACAGCACAUACAUACAACCCACUCAGACGUCCCUCACCUGUCCGGAGCAGAGCAAGUCCACGGCUUAACACUGCCGUUUACCAACCUUUCUACUAACGAUACACUGAAAUUUUGACAAGUAGAAACAACGCCAUAUGGUGAUUUCUUUCCGAAUUAAAUCUCCACAACUUUUUUUUGAGUCAUGUUACCCAACCUUAUUACAGAAAUACCAUCGGACGUGACGCCAUCUGGACUACAUCAAAAUCCCGGACCAACAAUAUCCAACUGAGGCGAGAGCUUUAAGAGAACGUACCU
Messenger RNA from Mustela erminea (ermine), 3065 nucleotides. It is a transcript of the gene HSBP1L1, whose product is annotated as heat shock factor binding protein 1 like 1. Lineage: Eukaryota; Metazoa; Chordata; Mammalia; Carnivora; Mustelidae. Gene Ontology annotation, cellular component: nucleus; cytosol. The record is from RefSeq and is a predicted model, not a curated record. Gene Ontology annotation, biological process: cellular heat acclimation. Gene Ontology annotation, molecular function: transcription corepressor activity. The transcript has 4 exons. Bases 577 to 810 code for a protein of 77 amino acids.